AUGGUUUACAUAGAUGGGGCAAAGUUUUGGAAAGAUGGGAAAUAUUUGACAGGAUUUCCGAUAAUCCCAGGAGACGGCCAAAAGCAUAUUCUGAAGAGACUGCCGGGCUACAUGUCAGCCCAAAGGGCAGAGUUAGAAGCAGUAAAAUAUGUUUUAAAACAUUAUGAGCCUGUUAAUAUUUACAGUGACAGUGCCUAUGUGGUAAAUUCUUUACAUUUACAUAUGGUAUUUUGGGUCAGAAGGGGAUUCGUCGACAGUGUUGGAAAACCCCUCAAACAUGCUCCGGUUUUACAAGAAUUAUGGGCAUUGAUUACCCAAAAUGACUUACAAGGAAAAUUUAGUAUAGUAAAAAUUAAAGCGCAUCAGAGAUGUUACACAGAAGAGGCUAGAGAAAAUGCUUUGGCAGAUGCCAAUGCGAAACAAGCAGCUGAAUCAGUUGAGUGGUUGGAUCCACAUGAGUGUCUUGAAUAA
This is a messenger RNA of Protopterus annectens (West African lungfish), 471 nucleotides long. Its product is annotated as ribonuclease H-like. Bases 1 to 471 code for a protein of 156 amino acids. The record is from RefSeq and is a predicted model, not a curated record. NCBI's taxonomy places the organism in Eukaryota, Metazoa, Chordata, Ceratodontiformes, Protopteridae. The transcript has a single exon. Gene Ontology annotation, molecular function: nucleic acid binding; RNA-DNA hybrid ribonuclease activity.